GUAUUCAGAUAUAGCAACACCCAUACGAGAUCCAUAAUUUAUUAUCCUUCAUAUGGCACCUAAAGGAAACCAUGGAUGCCAAGAUCGGAAAGUUCUUUGAGUCUAUAGGCACUUUCUUCAUAGCCGGUGAUCAGAUUCCUUUAUGUGACUCUGAUGUUGUCAUUGGUUGUGAGCAUGAGGUUGCUGAAGCUGAGAAAAGUUCUUCAGAUGAAAUGAAGAAAGAGUGUCGCAUGCGGUUGUCAUGGGCUCUUGUCCAUUCAAAGCGACCGGAAGAUGUACAACGUGGGAUUGCAAUGCUUGAAGCUUCACUGGCCGGAACCAACAACCCAUUGCAAAUGAGAGAAAAGUUGUAUCUACUUGCUGUUGGAUAUUAUAGAAAUGGUGACUACUCGAGGAGCCGACAACUUGUUGAUCGCUGCUUGGAGGCUGAACCCGACUGUAGGCAGGCAUUGACUUUGAAGAAAUCAAUUGAAGAUCAUAUUAGAAAAGAUGGUGUAAUUGGCAUAGGCAUUGCUGCCACUACUAUUGGGGUUCUGGUAGGCGGACUUGCAGCGAUAGCUCGCAGGUAGUGGCUAGCAUGGGCUCGUAACGAAUUGAAUGUUUGGUCUGCUAUAUGUAGUUAAUGAACCGAAAAUGUGAAUAAAUUGCUACUAUUAAUGGAUGUUGUUGGUCCCAAACAGAUCUACAAGAGUUUAAAGGUAAUAGUUUGUAGAGGGAGAUAAAUAUAAACACAAUUUUCACUUU
Cynara cardunculus var. scolymus (artichoke) is the source of this 744-nucleotide messenger RNA. Its product is annotated as mitochondrial fission 1 protein A-like. Gene Ontology annotation, molecular function: protein binding. Bases 72 to 569 code for a protein of 165 amino acids. NCBI's taxonomy places the organism in Eukaryota, Viridiplantae, Streptophyta, Magnoliopsida, Asterales, Asteraceae. The record is from RefSeq and is a predicted model, not a curated record. The transcript has 5 exons. Gene Ontology annotation, cellular component: peroxisomal membrane; mitochondrial outer membrane. Gene Ontology annotation, biological process: mitochondrial fission; autophagy of mitochondrion; peroxisome fission.